This is a messenger RNA of Ictalurus furcatus (blue catfish), 6433 nucleotides long. RefSeq names its product splicing regulatory glutamine/lysine-rich protein 1 (gene srek1). The coding region runs from base 3562 to 4869 and encodes 435 amino acids. The transcript is spliced from 11 exons. The record is from RefSeq and is a predicted model, not a curated record. Gene Ontology annotation, molecular function: RNA binding. Gene Ontology annotation, cellular component: nucleoplasm. NCBI's taxonomy places the organism in Eukaryota, Metazoa, Chordata, Actinopteri, Siluriformes, Ictaluridae.
GCCACUUUCCUUCUCAUCCAAAGUGUGUUACAUAAAGUACCAGGAGCCGAGUAGUGUUGGUGUGGCCCAGCAUUUAACCAAUACUGUGUUUAUUGACAGAGCUCUAAUUGUUGUGCCAUGUGCAGAAGGUUAGUAACAUCUGGGUAACGUUCCUGUUUCUUAUAUUCACAGAAGGCUUGAAGGGUUUCCUGCAGAAUCACUUGUCUUGUCUGACAUUUUGCUUUCUUUGUGUUUUGUCGGUAUAUUUAGUGGAUGGAGUAAUAUUCGGGAAGCUUGAGUUGUGUAAUAGCGAAAUGGACACUUGAUGUCGAUGUUGUUUAGCUUGUGUGUGUGUGUGUGUGUGUGUGUGUGUGUGUGUGUGUGUGUGUGUACAUAAAAUAUGUUUGAUGGUCUCAGGUAUGCGUAGUUCAUUAAUUUCACAGUGCAACCAUUCACUGUCUCUAUAUAACAGGGGUAUUCAGCUCAAAUUCAUCCAGCUAUGUAAAAUUCCUUGUUUGCAAAAGGUUUUUAUAAGCGACGUGACGGUUUCCUUUUUACCGCGUAACCAUUAAUGAUCAGUUUAAGGCUGGACAUCAGUUUGAAAUGGUUGUGUGGGGGUUUUUUCACACUGGUGCAUCACGUUGAUGUGUUUUUAAACUUGAAGCAGUGAAUAAAUUCGCUUCCGUCCAGUCAACUUUAGCCCUAUUCAGACCGGAUUCAAUUUACAUGCGGUCCUGGGGUCAUUUCCUAUUUUACAGGUUCUCCUCUAUGAUCUUAUUCCCAUUCCGAUCCCAGAUUAUCACUUACUGUUUUCCCUCCAACCUCGGAGGCCGUGUGAUCGCUUUAUUCUCGUCCGGAUACACGUUUGUGAUUUUCCUAUGCCUUUACUUUGUCUGCUGCUACGUAUCAGUGGCCCAGAUAUUAAACACUUCCCGAGUCGUGAAACGAGAUUACGGAUGCGUCUUGUAUAUUUUGUGAAUAUUGUUUUAACGUCUUUUCGCCCCAAAGUGAAAUGAGAGCCUGCGUCUUUUCAACCGAUCGGACGGCAUGUUGUGAAUGGAGCGCGGUCGUACGGCCACGUGACGCAGACAUCCGGGUUCGUAGAAAGUACAACCCGCUAGAAACUCGCUCCUCCUGUGGUCAUUUUAUUGCCGUCUGGAUGCAAGAGCUUUAUCGCAGAGGAGAUGUGUAAAAACUUAUUACAGAUGUCCCCCUGAGGAACUGAUCCAGUCCCAAUAGGGCUUUAGUCGUCAUAAUCGUAACCAUCGUUGACUUUUUAUUUAUUUAUUUAUAACUAGCCGUGCUAGUUCUCUAAUCAGACCAGAGGAUUAUAAAAAUCUGUGUUAAAAAAAGUUUAUAAAAUGCCCCUUUCUUGAUGAGCUGCCUUCUGCUAAAUAAUUUGCAUAAACGCACGUGAUUGGCUGAAGAGUCCAUACAGGAUCGCGGCGAGUUUUUUUUGUGUGACUGUCGCGGCCAAAAACGUGUGAUUUUUCGCUACGGCGUUUUACUAAAUUUGCGGAUUUUUGUGCUUUUUUUUUUAAUGUAUUUUUUUGUUUUAUUUGAAUCGGCGAAAUUAAAAUCGCACGAAAUCGUUCUGCGCGGUCUUUCGCAGCGAUGUUUGUUUGGUAAACGACCUUUUCUCUGUACUCGUGUUCGACGCACGUGAAUCGAAGAGGCGCGUCGUGAUGACGUCACGCGACGCGUCUCGGAACAAAUCUGCGGAAAACCCGCGUUAAUUCUGAAAAAUUGCAAGCUCCUCCGGAUAUCGCGGGGUUCGCUUGAGUUCGCGUUCACUUCUGUGAUCCGGGCGGGACCGGGUGAAAUGAGGAUCUGCUACGGAAGUCGUGUUUAAAAAAUACUAGACCUUACGGCCAUUUAAAAAUAGUUUUGUUUUUUUUAAUACAGCGAUUGGUAUGAUCCGGGUUUAUCCGCUGAAACACCUCGUUGAACCGCGAUCGGUCCGCCAGUUGACGACCCCUGCUAUAGAACACGAUUAAUGGGUUAAAGCACAUAUACUCUAUUUCAUAGCACUGUAGGUGUACGAAGCCUUUUUGCUUUUUCCUGAUCAAGAAUUAAAAUGUAAUAAUGUUUUAGUGUCUGUGUGGAUCGGUUGUAUUGCAAGGUGGUCUGUGAUUUAAAAAAAAAAAAAUUAACUUUUUUUUUGCGCUCAAGGUUAUGAUUAAAGGCUACGUGUGUGUGUGUGUGUGUGUGUUGUGGUGUUAAUGUUGUGAAACACUCUGUCAUGGCUGUACGUGAGUAACUAGGCCUAUCUAACCAACCUGUUUCUUUUUUCUUUUUUCUUUUUUUUCCUUUUAUUUAUUUCUUUUUUUGACCCAAAUGAAGAAAUAAAAAGUAUGCAGUGUUGUUAAUAAACGAUGGUAUCCUAAAUGAGCUGAUCUGUCCCUGGAAUUGAAAAGAAAAAAAAAAAACAAACACAAAAAAACAACAAAACAUUGCUUGUCCUCGUGACGUGCAGGAUGGCUUACUGCGUUAAUUAAUUUGGUUUCUGUAUGUUUUUUCUGUGUUGAUUAUGUGUGCAUAUCAGAUGACUAGAGUGGCCCAGGCGUUACAGUACUACACUAGCCUGACUCAAGGCUUUGUUUUCCAAGCCACUAAACCCGCUGGGGCCCACGCUGCCUUCAAGGGGGGAUUGUGACCAGGAGCGUAGCCGCUGAACCUUCCAAGAUGGACACCUUGUCUCUUUUUUUUUUUUUUUUUUUUUUUUUUUUUUCUGUUUCUUUUCCUUUUGUCUCUUUUAUUUUUUUUUCUCUGACAUUGUGUCUUGCCUCUUCGAAGAGGCUGUUGCAUAUUUCAUUGUGUUUGUUUCUUUUUUUUUUUCCUUUUUUUUUUUUUUUUUCUUCUGUCCCCAAGUCCCCACCAUUCCUCCUCUUCCCUAUGCAGUUGUCCACUUUUGCGUGUCUCUCAAAGCUGUCCAGGUUGGCAUCCAGUAAUGGAGGGGAAUUUGAACGGUACACAGGCAGCCGUGGCUGGCGAUUAAUUCUGAUCUCUGUGUCUAAUCUCUCUCUCUCUUUCUCUCUCUCUCUCUGUCUCUCUCUCUCUCUCUCUCUCUCUCUCUCUUUUUCUGUCGGCAUUGCCAUGCUUUCACUUUGACUUAAGGAUCCUGUAUGAUAACCACAAAUGAGUACUAUAUUAACUUGAAUUAACCUCUACUUAAGAACUAAGGAAGUUACAGAUUAUUGGCUAUUUGCUUAAAAGGAAUCAGAAUUUUUUUUUUAUUAUUGAAUCAGUUCAAUUCUAAUCUAUCUACGUGCUUUCCUCACCCAACACUAUCAGUUAUUAGACAGUCUUUCACUCGGCGCAUGCAAGAAUGAAUUAGACUAGCAGAGUUAAUAAAAAGAAAAGGAAGCUGCUUUAAUGUUUUUUUCCCCCCUGAGUUAAACUUUUGCAGGGGGGAGAGACGGGAUUUUUGAAAGACACUUAAAAUGUUCUUCUCUUCUGUAUCUGAUGUUCUGUGUGCUAUUAGUGAUGCAGCCAACAUGAACGGUUGUCUUGUGUUGCACACCCUUUCCAACACUGCGACACGAUUGCCCCAAGGAGAAAAGCGCCCAUGCAUGAUAUCGUAUGGUUCAUGCCCAUUAUGUUUCCAGUACAGGAAAGAUCCCAGAGGAAGCCAAGGCUCUGUCCCUUCUGGCACCCGCAGCCCCAGUGCCCAGUUUGAUGCCCGGCGGAGGACUGCUGCCCAUCCCCAGCCCUGCCCCACUGCAGAACCAGUUGGGUUUGCCGCUGGCAGCACGGGCCCCACUGCACCUCGGGCUCGACUCGCCGCUGAGCGCCAUCUCCUCUCAACCCCCCAUCAUGGGCAACGUGGACCCUUCCAAAAUCGACGAGAUCCGCAGGACGGUGUAUGUCGGCAAUCUCAAUUCUCAGACCACCACGGCAGACCAGCUGCUGGAGUUCUUCAGGCAGGUCGGCGAGGUGAAGUUUGUGCGCAUGGCAGGAGACGAGACUCAGCCGACGCGCUUUGCCUUCGUGGAGUUCGCCAACCAGGACUGUGUGGCUCGAGCGCUCGCUUUCAACGGAGUCAUGUUUGGGGACAGACCUUUAAAGAUCAACCAUUCCAACAACGCCAUUGUGAAGCCUCCGGAGCUGACUCCUCAGGCUGCUGCUAAAGAACUGGAGGAUGUGAUGAAGCGCGUGAGAGAGGCUCAGUCCACCAUAGCGGCAGCCAUCGAGCCAGUAGAGGACAAAAAGCGCUCAUCCAGCAGAUCCAGGAGAUCAAGAAAGUCCCAUUCCAGAUCUCGCUCUCAUUCCCGUUCUCGCUCGCAAAGGAAACGCUCCCGAUCCAGACACGGGGGCCGGCCGUCUCAGAGCGCGUGGAGGAGGACGGCUGACUCGCACAAGAGACACUCCAGAGACAGGAGAUAUAGCCGCUCACACUCCAGAGAAAGGCGGAAAGACAGGGAUGGGAAGAUGAGGAGGGGGGCUGAUGCUGACGAUAGGAGAAGGGACAAAAAGGGAAGAAUGCCUUUUAAAGGUUACAGAGGAUCCUCGAGAUCCCCCAGCAACAGCAGGGGACACAGGAAGAGGAGCAAAUCACGCUCCAGAUCUGUAAGGAAGAAAGCAAGGUCUCCAUCACCAAAAAGAGGAAAGAAAGACCGGAGGAGAGAACCUGGGCGGGACAGCGGUAGGGAGUGGAGAGCGAGAUCAACAUCCCGGAGGAGGAGCAGAGACUCGGACAGGCAGAAGAGCAAAGCCAAGUCCAAACAGACGGAGAGCGGGUACAAGCAGAAGGAACAGGACUACGAGAGCGAUGGUGAAGACAUGGGUGGAUCAGGUGUCAGCGAAGACUUUUCUCCUCACGCCCAUCACAACGGCGAGUACAGCAGCAUGCACGCAGACGAGGGCGAGGACUUCUCCAGAGCUGAGUAAAACCCACUAACUGAAUUACGGCGAGCCGACACUUCACCAGGGUUCACAUACUUGAAAUGUUCCUGUUCUUCUUUGUACAGUGUUUUUUCUCUUUUUCUCUCCAUCAUGCUGUUAAGAUUCUUCAAACUAUUUUUUUUUCUUUUUCUUUGUGCUACUUAUAGUACGAGAGCUAUAUUGAAAUAUCCUGUAUGCUUGUGUGUGUGUGUGUGUGUGUGUGUGUGUGUGUGUGAGAGAGUAUAUAUAGAUCCAGAUUUCUAUCUCCUUUCUUCUGUUUUGUCAUUUUUAGAUAUGAAGCACCUCAUGGACCUGCCUCAAUACUCGUCACACUAUCUAAUAUCCUGACUUUUUACUAGAAUCCAGGGGAUCAUUUCUUUUACACUCAUUUAUUGAUAUAGUUAUGCAAAUGCCCUCAGUUAUUAGGAGUAUAACCUUAGUAAUAACAUGUUAAAGGAAAUACGGGGGGGGAGACGACACACAUAGUAUGUAAAAAGUGCCUGGGGGAAAAAGAUGCACAUAUUAUGUAUAAUUAUAAAACAUAGAUAUAGCUUGUGCAUUUAUCUCAGUAACCCAUUAACAAGGCUAGUAGUCAGUGCUUUUUAGAUGUAUUUUUUGCACAGUAUUUUGCAUAAACCAGUAAAUAAUGAUGAGGUAUACAGUACUAUUACUGUACAGUGUUACUAAAACCGUCCGUCGGAUUUUUUCAGCUGGGUUUUCUUUUUCCCCCAUCAUGUUUUAUGUGCAAGUCUUUAAAAUUGAAGGAAGAAUUGGUGAUAUCUGACUGUAAAAAAUAAAUAUAUAUAAUAUAUAUAUAUAUAUAUACACACACACAAAUAUAUAUAUAUAUAAUAAAAAGUGUGUGUAUAUAAUAUAUAUAUAUAACUGAUUUGAGUUCUAUAUUGUCUCAUCCAAAUUUGGGAACCUUACAAUGAUCCUGAAAAUAAAUUUUUUUUAUAUAGUUUUGUUUAUUCAAAUAUGUAGUUUGGCCAUACAUGUAUGUAUACUGUAUAUAGUUGAGUACAGAUGUUUGCACACCCUUAGGACAAAAUGAUGAUUAAAUGAAAAUAAGAAAAGCUAAAAAAAAAAAAAAAAAAGUUAAUUUCAAUAAUGAAGGUUUGUAGUGUAUGUUGUGACAUUAAUAGAAGGGGGGAACGUUUGCAUUUCUUUCCACGCGUGUGAUUCUUCUCUGCAUCGUCAUCUAAUCAGUUCUGGAGUCACUGGAAAUUUCUUUUUAAACUGUUUUGGAUUGUUGUCUAAUCGCAGGACGUGCCCAUGUGUGUUUCGUAUUUACCUUCCUAGAAUUGUAUUUUGUUCUUGAACUGUAAAACAAAGAUACGUUUCACUUUUUUUUUUUUUUUUUUAAACAUUAGAAAAACAUAGGGGGAGUAAACUUUUAAAAAAAUAAAAUAAAAAUAAAAAAAAAAACACCUCAAAUGAUCAAGACGAAGUGAUGGUUCUUGACCUAUAUUCUUCUGUGUUGUGUGAUUCUGUGCAUACAUUUGACCUAUUUUUGGAAAUGAAUAAAUAUUCCCUGAUACAUAUUAAAGAUGAUGUACUUUAAACGCAA